Xylaria bambusicola is the source of this 761-nucleotide messenger RNA. RefSeq lists its product as uncharacterized. The record is from RefSeq and is a predicted model, not a curated record. Lineage: Eukaryota; Fungi; Ascomycota; Sordariomycetes; Xylariales; Xylariaceae. Bases 251 to 547 code for a protein of 98 amino acids. The transcript has 2 exons.
GUUAUAUCUAGGUACCUACCUAAGCUACUAGAAUCAUGUAACAACCUCUUUGUUCUUUUUCCAGGAUAACAACCACAUGCAUAUGUGUACUUUGCGAGGUUGAUAAUUGAUCCCAACUAAACACAGAUACCGAACCAGAACAAAGAAAAUGAACUGAAGGGUGAUUUAUAACUGCGUCGAAGCCGAAGGGCAUUAAUCCCCAUAACCAUUCCACAAGUACUUAAGCACAUUCAGCUAUCAAUCAAUCAAAAUGGCCAUUGAAUUGACAUUCGAUACACUCCUCAGUGUGAGCUCUUGCCUAAGCCCAAGGGCCUUACUGAGUUUAGCAAGAACCAGUCGAACCUUGACCGAGCCAUUAGCAAAAGCAGCUGUCAGAGCAGCCCUAAUGGUUCGAUCCAACCAAGUUCCGAAGCCCAUCGCUCACGCCAUCGAGCACGGAGAUCUACCGCUUCUUUCGCUUUCACUUGCCACCCUCGAUACUUUGUAUUCGCAGGGCUGGCGUUGGCCAGGUCUUUACACAGGGGUGUCGGAAGAAUUCUCGCCUUAGCAGCAGCGCACAAUUUAGAAUCAUUGAAGUUUCUGUUAGAAAGGUAUCCGCUAUGGCCGGCAUCGUCAACACAAGCGUUACCGCAGCUUGUUAUUGACCACCGUUUGUAUUCCUUGGGGGACAGCCUCUUCACCCCAUCUUUAGUUAACGACCGAAACACAGACCUGGUGCGCAAUGCUAUCCAAGCGGCUAGGGCAAUUGAUCACACCUCUCG